AUGUUAUACUUAAAAUUAUUACUGUUGGCAAUAUUUUCCACGGGACGGUUGACACUAUCCGGAAGACUGUCGGCAUUCGUUGAUGCAGCUGCAUGUAAGGGAUGUGCACCGCCCUGUAUUUGUCCGGGACAGAAAGGAGAGCGGGGUGUAACAGGUUUUCAAGGUGAAAGAGGCCAUCCUGGAGCACCUGGUGAAGAUGGCGGUGAAGGGCAGGCUGGUGCAGUAGGUAUGCAAGGUGCUGAAGGAGAUUUCGGUGAUCCCGGUAUGAAAGGUGUUCGAGGUGAUCGAGGUUUACCAGGAGCACCGGGCCAUGUUGGAUUUCCCGGACUUGAUGGCUUACCGGGUAUGAAGGGUGAAAUGGGUGUACCGGGCUGCAAUGGUACGGAUGGGAGACCGGGACUACCGGGUUUAGCCGGUCCUCCUGGCUUAAGAGGCCCUCCUGGUGAACCAGGUCGAUCUGGAUAUCCUGGACCACCAGGUGAAGGAGGUAUCAAUUCAAUCGGCAGAAAGGGUGAACGAGGCGAUUCGGGUCGUGCUGGAUUACCUGGCGCACCAGGUAUGCCUGGAUUACCUGGGCCAAAAGGUGCAAAAGGAGAUCCUGGACCGUAUGGACCACCAGGCUUUCCUGGUCCUCAAGGUCCAAAAGGACGCAUGGGAAUUCGAACACCAGGUAUGAAAGGUGAAAAAGGUUUAGCAGGACCACCAGGAUUACCCGGACCACCGGGCAGUUUUGCUGGUGCAUCUGCUCCAGAAGAAACGGAAGUGAUUCAAGGGCCUAUUGGAGAGCCAGGUUUGAAAGGUGAAAAAGGGCGGAUCGGUUCAGUUGGACCUCCUGGAUUUGCUGGAAGUGAUGGAGUGCCAGGAUUUUCUGGAAUCAAAGGACAAAAAGGAGAUCCUGGUGAUUUGGGAGCCAGAGGCAAACGAGGAAAAGAUGGACCUAUGGGUUUGAUCGGAGAGAAAGGUGAAACUGGCAUUCAAGGUGUGCCAGGUCUCGAUGGUUAUUCGGGGCAAAAAGGUGCUGCUGGUGAAUUGGGUUAUGAUGGUCGAAUUGGCCAGGAGGGUGAACCCGGGCCGCCGGGAGAGUUUGGUACAGGCAGUGGGCAGCCAGGACCACGUGGCUUACAGGGAUUUGAUGGAGCACCUGGAAAAAAAGGACAACCAGGUCUCCCAGGUGUAAUGGGUCCAGUCGGUGCUCGAGGACCAAAUGGUGCUCCUGGUCCACAAGGAGCUCCUGGUUUGAAUGGCUUACCUGGGUAUUCAGAAAAAGGUGAUCGUGGUGCGGACGGGAAUCCAGGUUACGUAGGAGAUGCAGGAGCACCAGGUACUCCCGGUGACUGCGGAAUAAUGGGGGAACCAGGUUUGCCAGGAUUCGACAUUCAAGGACCACCAGGAUUGGAAGGAAGACCUGGCCGCGACGGUUUUACUGGAGUGCCAGGUGAUGUCGGUGAUCCUGGAUUAGCUGGUCUGAAAGGAUUUCCAGGAACUGGCAUUUCGAAAGUAGGCCCACCAGGUAUGGUCGGUUUAAUAGGACCACCUGGAGAGAACGGACGAAUCGGUUUGGAUGGAUUGCCGGGCAGUCCUGGAUAUCCUGGAGAAAAGGGUGAUGAUUGUGGAUAUUGUGCACCAGGCUUGCCAGGACAAAAAGGUGAUGCUGGUCUUCCGGGACAGGAUGGAUAUCCAGGUCCCUUGGGUCCAAACGGAAAUCAAGGCUUAACUGGAAUGAAAGGUUUACCUGGAAAACCAGGACGUGUGGGUCCAGAUGGACAGCAGGGCUCCGAAGGUCUACCGGGACUACCAGGUUUCCAAGGGAUAAAGGGUGAAGCAGGCGAAAUUCUUGGUGGCUUGGAGAAUCCUCGAGGAUUCCCUGGAAGCAAAGGAGAACGAGGACAACCAGGCACGUUUAUUUUUACUUCAAAUACCUUCAAAAUUAUUAAUGAAAAUAUGAUCUACAAGUCUGAAGGGAUUCCUGGUGGACGAGGAAUGCCCGGAGCUGAUGGAUUACCCGGACCACCUGGUCUGGAUGGUACACCUGGUCUUCCAGGGGAAAAAGGCUUAGCUGGAAUUAAUGGAAAGCAUGGUCGUGAUGGAGCUCCUGGACUGUCUGGAGCAGUUGGACCACCAGGUGAAUCAUAUCCAGGUCCACCUGGUCUAGAUGGAAUAAAAGGCGAACGAGGUGCUGAUGGCUUACCAGGUCUUCCUGGACCGAUGGGGCCACAAGGACCACCAUAUAGUGGUCUGAUAAGAGGUUUAGUUGGUCGUGAUGGCUAUGAUGGAGCACCAGGACUUAAAGGAAUGCGUGGGGCUGAUGGUCUUCCUGGUUUACCAGGUGCACCUGGUCUCGAUGGAUUACCAGGAAGAGUUGGUGAACCUGGUAUUAUUGGAUAUCCUGGAAAGCCAGGUCAAAGUGGAGCGCCUGGACUUCCUGGUUUGGUGGGAGAUGACGGUUAUCCAGGAGUUCCUGGUGAACGUGGAUUACCGGGAGAAGGCGGUCUUCCUGGUCUUGCUGGCUUACCAGGUUUACGCGGAGAGCCUGGUCUGGGCUUGGCUGGACAAGUUGGUUUUCCUGGAGCAAAAGGUGAAAGUGGUAGACCUGGUUAUCGAGGACCUGCUGGGAAGCCAGGAUUACAAGGAAAGCCGGGCGCUGUUGGUGUGAGAGGUGUGCCAGGUGAAAACGGUUAUCCUGGGUUAGCUGGAAUUCCUGGAAUGAAAGGUGAACGUGGUUUGCCCGGAAUACCGGGAAAAAUGGGACGUCCAGGACGACCCGGAAAAGCUGGCAGUGAAGGAGUUCCAGGUUUGAGAGGGAAAAGUGGUGCCCCCGGCAGAGAUGGUUUGCCUGGAAUUAAAGGAGAAAGAGGUUUUGCUGGUCUGCCAGGUUUGCCUGGAAAUGUUGGGGCGCUCGGCAAAAUAGGACCCUCCGGUGAAGAUGGUGAACCUGGUUAUCCGGGAGUAAAAGGAGAACGAGGUGUAGAUGGAGUGCCAGGGCAACCUGGUUUUCCUGGUAUACCAGGAGAUAAUGGACUUGAUGGCGUGCCUGGAUUGAAGGGUGUUGAUGGAGAAUCAGGCUUACCUGGUGCUCCUGGAUUGGAAGGACUUCCUGGUUUAUCUGGGGCUCCAGGUUAUGCUGGUUCACCUGGCAUAAAAGGUAUGCGUGGUGAACCUGGACAAUUUGCGCAUCCAGGACCACCAGGCAAUAUCGGUUUACCAGGACCACAAGGUCCCGUUGGUCUACCUGGACAAGAUGGCAUACCAGGAACUAAGGGAGAAUGUGGUUCGCCGGGAAACAGUUAUUCUGGUUUACCAGGUCUGCAAGGCCCCGAAGGAGAACCUGGUAGAGAUGGAAUCGAUGGAACCAAUGGAUUUCCUGGAGCCAAAGGUCAACAAGGUGAUGCUGGAAGAAAUGGCGAACGUGGUUCUGAUGGGCGACCAGGCAUACCUGGUGUCAAAGGUGAACGUGGAUUGCCGGGACUACCAGGUAUUCCUGGUCUUCAAGGACCACCUGGAUUAGACGGUAUAAUGGGUCAAAAAGGUCAUGCUGGUCUUCCGGGUGAGCCUGGAUUUAGUGGUUCAAGGGGGCAACCAGGAGUGAACGGCAGGAAAGGAGAAGCUGGACAGCCAGGAACUCCAGGAUCUGUUGGCGUAACGGGACCAGUCGGUGCACCAGGUGAAAUGGGCUUAUCUGGACUACCAGGUAUAUCAGGUGAUGAAGGCAAUACAGGUUUGCCAGGCAUACCAGGAAUCAAAGGUUUACGUGGCAACACUGGUGCUCCAGGUCCUCCAGGUGUAAAUGGCUUACCUGGAAUUGCUGGUGCUCGAGGUGACGAUGGACUUCCUGGUUUGCCAGGAGCACCUGGAUUCGGCGUCCAAGGCCCUCCAGGUAGUACAGGUUAUCCUGGAAUUCAUGGCCAGCCUGGUUUGCCAGGUUUAAAAGGUAAACGUGGUGAAGACGGUAGACCAGGCAUGGCUGGUGCACCUGGUAUGCGUGGUUCUGAUGGCCUCUCAGGUUAUCAAGGUGAAAAAGGCAUUCCUGGAAUUCCAGGCAAAAGAGGUCGUGAUGGAGCUCCUGGAUUACCUGGUCAAGCGGGAAUGGAUGGCUAUCCAGGAGCAAAAGGUGAAAGAGGUUUUUCCGGCUUGCCAGGGAUACCAGGAAAAGAUGGACUUGCUGGGUAUUUGGGCGAACGAGGUAUACCCGGUGCUUCAGGUGCGCCAGGUCUUCCUGGUAAUUUAGGGCUACCAGGACUUCCCGGUAUUCCAGGACAGAAAGGAAUCCAUGGUGACAUGGGAUUACCAGGCAUACCAGGUUUGCAGGGACCGAUAGGACCACCAGGAAGACCUGGUCCUCCUGGUAGGCCUGCUGUUUAUAAUCAAUACUUGCAUUCACCGAAGGGUGAGCAAGGUCUUCCUGGAAUGCCUGGACAAAAAGGCUAUCCGGGAGAAACUGGAAGUCCAGGCAUGCAAGGACCACCAGGACCAGCAGGAUUUCCGGGUCUAACUGGUCCACCGGGUAGUCCUGGACUUCCUGGUAUACCGGGUAUUAAGGGUAAGAUGGGAUCAGAUGGAUAUCCGGGAUCAGCAGGACGUGUUGGAAAAGCAGGAUCACCGGGAGCACCCGGAUUUCCAGGACCACCAGGUGGUUGGGCACCAUCACGUGGUUUCACUUUCGCAAGACAUUCGCAGGCAACUGAAAUACCGCGAUGUCCAGCUGGAUCACAAAUGUUAUGGAGUGGUUAUUCAUUGUUGUAUGUACAAGGAAAUGGACGUGCUAGCGGUCAAGAUCUUGGUCAACCAGGGUCAUGUUUAUCGAAAUUCAGCCCAAUGCCAUUUAUGUUCUGUAAUCUGAACAGUGUUUGUCAUGUUUCUAGCCGAAACGAUUACUCCUUUUGGCUCUCCACCGCAGAACCAAUGACACAAAUGAUGAAUCCGGUAUCCGGUACGGCUAUAAGGCCAUAUAUAUCACGUUGUGCAGUUUGUGAAGUACCAACACAAAUCCUAGCGGUACAUUCACAGGACUCUUAUCUACCACAGUGUCCACAUGGAUGGUCAUCACUAUAUUCCGGUUAUUCAUUUGUCAUGCAUACCGCUGCUGGUGCUGAAGGAACUGGACAGAAUUUGGAAUCACCGGGAAGUUGUUUGGAAGAAUUCCGCGCAGUACCAUUUAUUGAAUGUCAUGGCCGGGGAACAUGUAAUCAUUAUGCAACUAAUCAUGGCUUUUGGCUAGCUAUCAUUGAUAAGAACAAACAAUGGAGAAAACCAAUGUCACAAACACUUAAAGCGGGUGGUUUAAAAGACCGCGUGAGCAGAUGUCAAGUGUGUCUUAAAAACAAAUGGUAA
Messenger RNA from Acanthocheilonema viteae, 5328 nucleotides. The record is from the annotation of a GenBank genome assembly. Lineage: Eukaryota; Metazoa; Nematoda; Chromadorea; Rhabditida; Onchocercidae.